AAGAAGGCCGCAGAGAAGAAGGAUGCGGAGAAGAAGGAUGCGGAGAAGAAGGAUGCGGAGAAGAAGGACCAAUCAACUCUGAGCGAAUUAGCAAGUCUCAUGACACAAGUAUUGGAUGUUCUCCAGAAAUCCACCAUUGCGUCAAAGAGCGACGAGGACCCUCGUUCUCGUUUCUGGGGGGUGUACAAAAGAGUCGCGGAGGAGCACGAUGGCGAGUUCCUUGACCUCUAUACCAGCGACAUGGACAUUGUCUUGGUCUUCUCUGGUCUUUUCUCCGCUGUCAGCACGUCUUUUAUUGUGGCGAUGGAGUCCAAUCUCAAUCCCAACCCCAGCGACGCUACGAAUGCCCUUCUAACACAACUCGUACAAAUCGGACUUGGGAACCUCACUGCAGCGGGUUCUGCAGCCGCAGCUCCAGCAUCUACGUGGUCGCCGUCGCCGACGACUGUAUGGAUCCAAAUGAUCGCACACGCAAGCUUGUCCAUGAGCUUGCUCGCUGCUUUCGGAGCCGUGCUGGGAAAGCAGUGGCUCGGGUACUACAAGUCGAAUAGAUACGGUCGUGGGUCGCAGGAGGAACGAGGAUCGCGCAGACAAGACAAGUUCGACGGCCUCAUGGCAUGGUAUUUCAUUGCUGUCGUGCAAUCCUUUCCGGUCUUACUUCAGAUCUCCCUUCUUCUGUUCGGGAUUGCCCUCAGCGCCAAUUUGUGGACCCAGCAGUCGAGCAUCGCCUGGGUCAUCAUUGCGACAACGGCGUUCGGAUUUCUGUUUUAUUCGCUGACCGUGAUGGCGUGUUUGAUAUCUCCCUCCUGUCCAUUUCAAACGCCGAUAUCGACGAUAUUGCGCUUGUUGCGCGUCGACAGAGUUUUACUCUUAAUAUUUAAACCAGCCUUCGGUGUGCUGCGGCGACUGAUUGACACCGUCGGAUCGAGAUGGAAGCAAUUGUUGAGAGACCCUAUACGUGCGGUCGGCGCAUCUGCAUGGCAAUCUCUUCAGAAGUUGUUCACCCUUUAUAACGGACUGCGUUCUGUGGUUCUGCGCUCCCUGACAAAGGUCGCGGACCCGGAAAGACAAUCGCCCGACCAAAACCUGGACAUUUUGGCGGAGAAUGAACGCACCCUUACUCUCAACCUCCCUGACAAACCCACUGCCGGUCUGGAAGCACCUAGCAUCAAGU
Messenger RNA from Suillus clintonianus, 1174 nucleotides. RefSeq lists its product as uncharacterized. The record is from RefSeq and is a predicted model, not a curated record. Lineage: Eukaryota; Fungi; Basidiomycota; Agaricomycetes; Boletales; Suillaceae. The annotation marks the transcript as partial. The transcript is spliced from 6 exons.